Messenger RNA from Dentiscutata erythropus, 179 nucleotides. Lineage: Eukaryota; Fungi; Glomeromycota; Glomeromycetes; Diversisporales; Gigasporaceae. The record is from the annotation of a GenBank genome assembly.
GUAUGGAAAAUGGGAUAGUCAAGGUCAUUCUUCAUUUUAUAUCUCUACCAAUCUCCAAAUUUUUAAAAAAAUCAAUUCAGAAAAUAUUACAAAUAUCAGAUUCAGAAAUGUUAAAUUUACCAAAAAGAAGAGGAAAUAUUGGAUUAUUUCGUAUUGUUGAAAAAAUUAAAAUGUCUUAG